Molecule: messenger RNA, 624 nt
Organism: Vicia villosa (hairy vetch)
Lineage: Eukaryota; Viridiplantae; Streptophyta; Magnoliopsida; Fabales; Fabaceae
Exons: 2
Coding region: 1-624 (207 amino acids)
Molecular function (GO): zinc ion binding; nucleic acid binding
Source: RefSeq, a predicted model, not a curated record
AUGGAUUGUACUCAGGCACAGAAAGUUCGCUAUGGGACACAUAUGCUAGUUGUCGAAGCUGACGACUGGUGGCUAGCAACGCGCCAGAGACUAGAAGCUGCAGGUGAAGAGAUCACUUGGGAUGUGUUCCGAAGAGAACUUUUAAGAAAGUAUUAUCCUGAGAGUGUCCGUGGUAAGAAAGAAAUUGAGUUCCACGAACUGAAACAAGGGAACAUGUCAAAAGCUAUAGGGUAUCAGCAGAUCCGCGUUUUCCCUAACUUGGUAGACAGCUGCAGAAUCUUUGAGGAAGAUAAUGCUGCUCACUAUAAGAUUGUCAGUGAUAGAAGAGGCAGGCAGAAUCAGCAACGUGGCAAGCCUUAUGACACUCCAGCUGGCAAGGGCAAACAAAGAGCUGUUCCGGGCCAGAGAACAAGUGGGGGAGGUGCUCCUGCUCCGAUUGUGUGUUUUAAGUGUGGGAAGGCUGGUCAUAAGAGUACUUACUGCACUAAUGAUGUUAAGAAGUGUUUUCGUUGUGGCAAGAUUGGUCAUACGAUGUCUGAAUGUAGACAUAAAGAAGUGGUGUGUUUUAAUUGCGGCGAAGAAGGACACAUUGGAAGUCAAUGUCAGAAACCAAAGAAGGCAUAA